AUGGCCUUAGGAUGCAUGUUAGCUCAGCUUGAUGAUUUGGGGAAGGAGCGAGUCAUCUAUUAUUUGAGUAAAAGGAUGCUUGAGUAUGAGUGCAAGUACAUUAUGAUUGAGCGUCUUUGCUUAGCAGUGGUUUGGGCCACUAGGAGACUUAGACAUUACAUGACAGAGUAUUCUGUGCUCUUGGUCUCACGAUUGGACCCGUUGAGGUAUCUAUUUGACAGGCCUGUUCUGACCGGUAGGGUCAUGAGAUGGCUGGUAUUGUUGACAGAGUUUGAUAUUCAUUAUGUCACGCAGAAGUCAGUAAAGGGAAGCAUUGUUGCAGAUCAUCUAGCUUCUUUGCCGAUAUCCGAUGACCGAUCAGUUGAUGAUGAUUUCCCUGAUGAGCAGAUUGUUUCAAUGACUAGUAUUACGGGGUGGUGGUUGUACUUUGAUGGUGCCGCCAAUCAGUCGGGGUUUGGCAUUGGUAUCUUAUUAAUAUCACCACAGGGUGAUCAUAUCCCCAGAUCAGUCCGGUUAGCAUUUUCUGAUCAUCACCGGUUGACGAAUAAUAUUGUAGAGUAUGAGGCUUGCAUUACAGGUUUGGAGACUGCACUUGAUCUUGGCAUUAGACAGUUGGAGAUCCACGAGGAUUCCAACUUGGUUAUAAAGCAGACUCAGGGUAUCUGGAGGACACGGGAUGAGAAGCUGAAACCCUACCAUGCUUACUUGGACCUGUUGAUUGAUAGAUUCGAUGUGUUAAGGUAUAUACAUUUGCCCAGGGCGGAGAAUCAGUUUGCCGAUGCAUUAGCCACCUUGGCUUCUCUGAUUGUGAUCCCUGCGGGGGUGAAUGUUAGGCCAUUGCUGAUUGAGACUAGGUCUGCACCAGCUUACUAUUGUCUGAUUGGAGAGAUAGAGGAUCAGAUUGAACUGCCAUGGUAUCAUGAUAUUUAUCAGUUUCUGUCAUGCGGCGCUUACCCAGAGUCAGCCUCAGCCAAGGAUAGGAGAGCAUUGAGACAGUUGGCCACCAGAUUUGUUGUUUACGGGGAUGCGCUGUAUAGGAGAUCACCUGAUGGCUUGUUAUUAUUAUGUUUAGACCGUGCAUCUGCAGAUCGAGUGAUGAGAGAGGUUCAUGCAGGGAUUGUUGCCAGUUUGUAUAGAGAUGUCAGGAGUAUCUCGCCCAAGUCUUCCAGUGGGCAUGAGUACAUUUUGGUUGCCAUUGACUAUUUCACCAAGUGGGUAGAAGCUGCUUCUUAUGUUAGGUUGACAGCGGCCAGAGUGGCCAAGUUCAUCAGAUCGCAUAUUAUCUGCCGAUACGGGGUCCCUCAUGAGUUGAUCUCAGAUAGAGGGGUGCAUUUCAAGGGCGAGGUGGACGCGUUGAUUCAAGAGUAUGGCAUUCAGCAUCACAGAUCGUCUGCAUACAGGCCACAGACUAAUGGAGCAGUUGAGGCCGCAGUGCUACCUAUUGAGAUUGAGAUGAGAUCUUUGAGAGUAGCACUAGAGCAACAUAUAUCCGAGGCCGAAUGGGCCCAGGCUCGUUAUGAUCAGCUUAGCCUGUUGGAUGAGAAGAUAUUGAGGGCGAUAGAUCAUGUUCAGGCCUAUCAGAGGAAGAUGACCCGUGCAUUCAGAAAGAGGGUUAGGCCUAGGAAAUUCCAGAGAGGUGACCUAGUCUUGAAAGUCCUCAGGGGAUUGAUCAGCGACCCUAGAGGCAAGUUUAGACCGAGUUGGAGCGGGCCUUAUGUCAUCCAAGAUCUGACUCGAGAGGGAGCUGCCUGGUUGACAGACCUAGACGGAAAUCAGUUCACAGAGCCAGUUAAUGUGGAUCAGUUGAAGAAGUUUUAUGCGUGA
This is a messenger RNA of Vitis vinifera (wine grape), 1824 nucleotides long. RefSeq lists its product as uncharacterized. The record is from RefSeq and is a predicted model, not a curated record. Gene Ontology annotation, molecular function: nucleic acid binding; RNA-DNA hybrid ribonuclease activity. Bases 1 to 1824 code for a protein of 607 amino acids. NCBI's taxonomy places the organism in Eukaryota, Viridiplantae, Streptophyta, Magnoliopsida, Vitales, Vitaceae. The transcript is spliced from 4 exons. Gene Ontology annotation, biological process: DNA integration.